GCCAAACCUCCGUAUUGAGUAUAUUUUGGAUCUUAUCAAAAACACAUUUGGCAUUUAAAAGAGAGCAGGGAAAUAAAUCCACACUCCAUUCAUGUAUUUAAAAAAAUAUUGUUUGCUUUUCCGUUAUUAAUAACAAUAAAGAGAUCAAUGGUCUUUAGUUUAGUGAAAACAUUCGGUGUGCUAGUUAUGAGAAUUGUGGUAUUUUGUUUAGUAGCCGCAGUGGCAGUGUCCACUUUUCGUGGUUCGUCAUCAUCAACGCCAUCAUCUAUUACUGUAGAUUUACCAGGUCAAGGUACAAUCUUGGGUGAUUAUGGAAAAACGUCAUGGACAAAUCAGACAUUUAUGCGAUUUUUGGGUAUACCUUACGCAGAGUCUCCCAGUAGAGAGCUAAGAUUCAAGCAUGCUGUUAAAAAGUCACCGUGGAGACACAUUUUAGAUGCCACAACCCAUGGACGUCGUUGUCCUGUUAUAACAACCAUUCGAGAGCUAAGCGAAUCUGAACUCGGUCAAGAUUUGGAAGAUUGUCUUAACCUGUGUGUUUAUACGAAAAAUAUGACGGAACAAAAGCCAGUAAUGUUUUACAUAUAUGGUGGUGGUUUUUAUAAUGGCUCGAAUAUUGAUCAUCCUCCCAAUUAUUUGCUGGAAAAAGAUAUUGUAUUGGUUGUACCCAAUUAUCGCAUUGGAGCUUUAGGUUGGUUAUCAACCAGAUCGGAAAAUAUGCCCGGUAAUGCUCCUGUCAGUGAUCUUUAUGUCGCACUUCAGUGGGUACAAGAUUACAUACAUCUAUUUGGUGGUGAUCCAAAACAGGUUACAAUAUUUGGUCAAAGUGCUGGUACCACCAUGUCGGGAUCAUUAUUGUUUAGUCCAAAAACACCAGAGACAUAUUUUCAAAGAUCCAUACAACAAUCUGGAUCCAUAUUUUCUUCAUGGGCAUUUACGCGCAAUCCUUUGGAGCAAGCUGAACGGAUUUGCAAAGCCGUUGGUUGCAGUUUUUGUGAUAAUAUUGACUUUUUGUAUGUGUGUUUGCGUAAUGUGGCAGUACCAAAAAUUCUGGAGGUUACCGAAGAGGAAUCUUUUGGUCCCAUUGUAAACGAUUUUUAUGGUAUAUUGCCUCGAGAACCGGCAGAGUUAAUUACCCAAUUAAAUAGAUCCAUACCAUUGAUGACGGGCUUUACAAAACAUGAUGGUUCCUUUGUACUGGCUACUGUUUACGAUAAUGUAAAGGCCGCCAUAGGCAAUUUCAGUCAUAUCACAGUUCGAGAAUUCGCAUAUACUAUUAUCAGCAAGGCAAAUGACAAUACCGGCCUUGCAGAUAACUUACUGCUCAAGAUGUUGUUUUCCAAUGAGUUACUUCACAGUACAGAUCACAAAAAAGCCCUACCAGCCUACUUUGAUUUAACAAACAUUGUUGCUAUGAAGUCUCCGGUGAUCAGUUUAGCCACACGCAUGUUUCGUAAAGCUCUUGCUCCCGUCUACUUGUACAGUUUCGAUUAUGAAGGUAGUAACACACGUUUUGGUUACGAGUUCGGUAAUGAUCAUUAUCCCUUUGAGGGAGGUGUUCAUCAUUCCAACGACAACAUUUACUUGUUUUCUACACAUAAACUGAAUGAAGCUGAUACCAAAGUUUCCAAAAAUAUGGUCCAACUGUGGACGUCCUUUGCCAUUACGGGUAAGCCUAGUUUGGAAAGUCAUCAGGAAAUCCUACCAAUGUCAGAUGAGGAUGGUCCAUAUUUCCACAUAAAUACUGGUGUAACCAACGAUUAUGAUGUCCUUAAAGAAUUGACUGCAACAAUAGACGAUCCUGAAAAUUAUAAAUUAGAUAGACCAAAUAUUGAGUUUUAGUAAUGUAGCAUUUAAUCGAACGUGCAUAUUACUGCCAUCAAUGUUACUAUACUAUUUUAAUAUUUAUUGGUCGGAUUCGGCAUCAAAAAUUUGUAAAACACGAUUUCUAGGUGCUAUAUAUAUACAAUGAAUAUAAAUCAUUAUACUUUUCUUUUUGUCUAAUGUU
Molecule: messenger RNA, 2008 nt
Organism: Musca domestica (house fly)
Lineage: Eukaryota; Metazoa; Arthropoda; Insecta; Diptera; Muscidae
Product: glutactin
Exons: 7
Coding region: 148-1842 (564 amino acids)
Source: RefSeq, a predicted model, not a curated record